This is a messenger RNA of Mya arenaria, 9096 nucleotides long. RefSeq names its product centrosomal protein of 19 kDa-like. Bases 54 to 560 code for a protein of 168 amino acids. The transcript is spliced from 2 exons. NCBI's taxonomy places the organism in Eukaryota, Metazoa, Mollusca, Bivalvia, Myida, Myidae. Gene Ontology annotation, biological process: trans-Golgi to periciliary membrane compartment transport; microtubule anchoring at centrosome. The record is from RefSeq and is a predicted model, not a curated record. Gene Ontology annotation, cellular component: spindle pole; centrosome; centriole.
UUUACAUUGACCAAAAAUGGUUGACAAGUUGGAGCAAACUUUUCAGAAUUAGGAUGGUCAGAAUGGCUGAGAUUGAGAUAAAGAAAUGUGGUGUCAAGUUUGAUCCUCCAGCAAUAGUUGUCAUUUAUGGUGACAAGGGGGCGUCUAAAACUAGAAGAAGGACAAUGCCUCUUCAUGACUUCGAUAAAAAAUCUAAUAUUGAUAAGGCAGUUGAAAAUUUACAUUCAAAUCCAAAGCAUGGCAAGUAUGUGUCACAAAUCUCCAAAGCUCAACUGACAAGACUUGUUACAAUAAUCAGAGACAAGCUGAACGGCAUGAGCUUGGAAGCAAGUCUAGCGCGCAACGAUGAUUUGGAUAAAAUCGAUCCCGAACAGAAUCUGAAUGCUGUGGAUGAGGAAACUUUACAACGCAAAAAGGUUGUGAUGGAUCAAACAUUUGUGAAACAUCAAUUGAAACCUGGAGACCCUGGAUUCGAGUAUGAUGUUCAGGUGGAGUUUGAUGAAGAACAGGUUAUAGAAUCUGGCUGGGACUCAGGCGACGGCUCAGAUUUUGAAUUCUAGAUGUGAAUCAAUAUUGUGUUACUGGCUGUUGGGAGUUAUAGAUAUAUUAAGAGUUGAAGUGGAUUUUUAAUUAUAGUUACGACCAUGACAUUGUUAGUGUUACUGACUUUGUCCGAAAUGAUGUUUCCCAUUUUUUUAUUGCAGUGAUGAAAUUUGUACAAGCCCUGCAAAAUGUUAGUGGCAAUGGGGUUUGUUAAAAUACAUAGUCAGCUUAGUUACAAUUGCACCAAGCAGUAGCAUUAAGAACUUUUGGCCGGUAUUCAUACAAAAUCUUGAGUCAUUUCCUAAGUUAAGUAUCUCACUGGUCAUUUACUAUACUAAUUAGAAAUUUAUAAUAUCUAGAUACAGUUUUUAUCAAUUUAUAAAGUAUACAUACUUUAGGAAAUCACCUUUUAAUUUUCAAAAUGACUCAAGAUGUUUAUGAUUACCCUGGCCCCAAUUUCUCGAAACUUCUUAAGUCCCUUAUUUAUAACAGGAUUAAGCUAAGCUCACUAUUUUUGUUUUUCAUUAAUUUGCCUAACAUUAAUUUUUUAAAAAGUUUUUAUACUUUUGAUAGGAAUUAUCUUUAUGAUACGGUAAUCACAGUUAACCAUUUUUCAUUCAUCCAAAUUUGAUUUAAGUACGUAUUUCCGCUUAUAAUUGAAAUAAGCUACUUAAGCCUGUUAAGCUUAAGAUGUUUCGAGAUUUGGGGCCAGGUUUGUAAGUUGUUGAUCCAAAUGUCUAAGUUGGAUAGAUAGACAUACAGAAUCAUGAAUGUCUUUGAUACAUGUAGGUAAAUGGUAGCAUUGUAUGCCGUGUUGCAAUAUCCCUGAGUGCUGAUUCAAUAAAGCUCUGAGUCGUAAACUGAAAUAAUCUUACUCUUAGGGGUGGGUCCAGGAAUUGAUGUUCGAGGGGGCAUAACUUAGGGGGACAACCUAGUGACAUUCACCCUCACUCAGAACCAAAAAAAAUAAAUGGCUUAAAAUGCUGACAGGGAGGUCUUGGGGUAUUCCUGAAGAAAAUGUUAAAAAUUUCUAGUCUGAAAUGGUGCAUAAUUGAGGGUGGGCACCCCCCAGUCGCCCCCCCCCAUUAAUAUCGCUUGUGGUCAUAGUUACAUUCUUUUUCUACAUAUUCGAGUGAAAUCCACUAAUAAAACUGAACACAAAGCUGUUGAAAUAAAAAAUCAAUGUGUGGGCGUUUGUGACGUUUAUACAGAUUUAAGAUAAUUGUAAUAGCAACUGAAACUCUUUAUUGAAACAGGCCCCUGAUUAGUGAGUAAAAGUUGUCCAGCCUCGGAUGUCUAUGUUGAAACACAUUCUAUUUAUUUUUUUGUGAAAUGAAAUACAUGUUGAUAAUGAUAUGCAUGUUCAUGUAUGAGUUUCACACAAAUCCAGGUAUUCAUAAACAUAGCUGUACAAAAUUUUAUGUAUCAUAUUAUACAUUUCAUGAAGUUUAAUUUAUAAAAAAUAUUGCAAUUCAUGUUUUUAUACCUGGUACGUUUGAAAUUGUACCAAAAAAAGUGGUUGUGAUUGAAGUGAUUUUGUUUGGACUGUGAACAUUUUGUUAAUCAAACUAUUUACAACUUUAUUAUAAUAAUUUACAUAAAAUAAGUUGUUAUUCAGCAUUUAAAUGUCAUGGGGUUUUAUUGUCAUUGUUUAAUCAGAUUCUGAGCCUGUGUGCCUAGCACCAACAAACAACUCUAUAAAUAGAUUCUGCUCUUUCACCUUAUAAAACAUAUAUGAUUGAGAUAAAUCCUUAUAUUAAUUUUUAAUACAUCUAAAUUUAAAGGUAGUAUUUUGAAAAUGAUGUACAUGUAGUAUCUGAUAUCACACCCAACAUGUUUUUCAAAAAAUACUUAAUAUUUGAUGGCUCACAAUUAAGCGUAAUAUAUACAUGUAUAAUAAUUGUUCAAAAAUACACAUGUAUAAUAAUUGUUCAAAAAUACACAUGUAUGAUAAUUUUUCAAAUAUACACAUGUAUAAUAAUUGUUCAAAUAUACACAUGUAUAAUAAUUUUUCAAAUAUACACAUGUAUAAUAAUUUUUCAAUAAGUGUACAGCAGGGCACAUACUUAAUACAUGUAGAGGGAAAAACAUAUGGAAUAAUCACAUUUAAAAUAAAUUCUAUAGAAUACCCCUCCCCCACACACCUAUGCUGUGAUUAUAAGCCUGUGAACAGCAGCUAUUUUUUCUCACUUAUUAUGUGGGCCCGCUGGAGGUCUUACUUAUUGGGAUAUAUGUGGGAUUUUGACUACAAAUGAAUAAGAACGCUUACAUAAACUGAAAAAAUAAAAGAAUGUGAUAAAGAUGUUUUUAGCUCACCUGUCACAUAGUGACAAGGUGAGCUUUUGUGAUCACAAUUUGUCCGGCGUCCGUCCGUCGUCUGUCCAUAAACUUUUACUUUAAACGACAUCUCCUCAUAAACCGCUUAGCCAAUUUCAUCCAAACUUCACAGGAAUGUUCCUUGGGUGGUCCCCUUUGAAAAUUGUUCAAAGAAUUGAAUUCCAUGCAGAACUCUGGUUGCCAUGGCAAUGGAAAGGAAAAAACUUUAAAAAUCUUCUUCUCCCAAACCACAAGGCUUAGGCCGUUGAUAUAUGGUAGGUAGGAUCACCAAAUGGUCCUCUACCAAGAUUGUUCAAAUUAUGGCCCUUGGGUCAAAAUUGGCCCCGCCCCGGGGGGUCAUGGGUUUUCUCUAUAUGUUUAUAGUGAAAACUUAAAAAAUCUUCUCCUCUGAACUUACUUGGCCUAGAGCUUAGAUAUUUGUCAUGAUUCAUCGUCUAGUGGACCUCUACAAAGUUUGUUCAAAUUAUGGCCCUGGGGUCAAAAUUGGCCCCGCCCCGGGGUGUCAUGGGUAUGCUCUAUAUGUUUAUAGUUAAAACUUCAAAAAUCUUCUCCUCUGAACUUACUUGGACUAGAGCUUAGAUAUUUUGCAUGAUUCAUCGUCUAGUGGACCUUUACAAAGAUUGUUCAAAUAAUGGCCUUGGGGUCAAAAUUGGCUCCGCCCCGGGGGGUCAUGGGUUUUCUCUAUAUGUUUGUAGUGAAAACUUCAAAAAUCUUCUCCUUUGAACUUACUUGGACUCGAGCUUAGAUAUUUGGCAUGAUUCAUCGUCUAGUGGACCUCUACAAAGAUUGUUCAAAUUAUGGCCUUGGGGUCAAAAUUGGCCCCGCCCCGGGGGAUCAUGGGUAUUCUCUAUAUGUUUAUAGUGAAAACUUCAAAAAUCUUCUCCUCUUAACUUACUUGGACUAGAGCUUAGAUAUUUGGCAUGAUUCAUCGUCUAGUGGACCUCUACAAAGAUUGUUCAAAUUAUGGCCCUGUGGUCAAAAUUGGCCCCGCCCCUGGGUGGUCAUGGGUUUUCUCUAUAUGUUUAUAUUAAAAAAAAUCAAAAAUCUCCUCUGAACUUACGUUGCUUAGAGCUUAGAUAUUUGGCUUGAUUCAUCGUCUAGUGGACCUCUACAAAGAUUGUUCAAAUUAUGGCCUUGGGGUCAAAAUUGGCCCCGCCCAGGGGGGUUAGGGUAUUCUCUAUAUGUUUAUAGUUAAAACUUCAAAAAUCUUCUCCUCUGAACUUACUUGGACUAGAGCUUAGAUAUUUAGCAUGAUUCAACGUCAAGUGAACCUCUACAAAGAUUGUUCAAAUUAUGGCCUUGGGGUCAAAAUUGGCCCCACCCCCUUCGGGGGUCAUGGGUUUUCUCUGUAUGUUUUUAGUGAAAACUUCAAAAAUCAUCUCCUCUGAACUUACGUGGCUUAGAGCUUAGAUAUUUGGCAUGAUUCAUCGUCAAGUGGACCUCUACAAAGUUUGUUCAAAUUAUGGCCCUGGGGUCAAAAUUGGCCACACCCCGGGGCUGAUGGGUUUUCUCUAUAUGUGUUAUAGGGAAAACUUAAAAAAUCUUCUCCGAACUCACAAAGACAAGUAACGUCUUAAUUUAAACUGGAUAACAUAUUUAGUACACAUACCAAUUUUCAAUAUGGGCCACAUACAACAAUUAAUAACAAAUAUACAUAUAUAGAUACACACGUAAAAUCAAGUAGUGACAAGAGCUUAGAUAUUUGGCAUGAUAUAUCAUCUAGUUGACUUGUACCAAUAUUGUUCAAUCUUUGGCCCUGGGGUCAAAAAAUGGCCCCACCCGGGCGGUCAUGGGUUUCCUUAUAUAUGUAUAUGAUGAAAACUUAUAAAAUCUUCUCCGAAACCAAAAGGCGAAGGCCUUAGAUAUUUGGUAUGAAGCAUUGUUUAUCGGACCACUAUUAAGAUUGUUCAAACUUUAGCCCUGGGGUCAAAAUUGGCCACGCCCCGUGUUCAUAGGCUUAGGUUUUCAAUAUAUUUAUAUAGUCUUAUAUAAUAAAACUUUAAAAAUCCUCUUCUCCAAAAUAUUAGACCUAGAGCUUUCAUAUUUGGUAUAUAGUGUUACCUAGUGGACCUACACCAAAGGUAUUCAAAUUAUUGUCCCGGGGUCAAAUUGGCCUUGCUCAGGGGUCAUUUGUUUUUACAUUGUCUUGUCACUUAAACAUCUUUUCCUCUGAAAGUAAAGGUCAGAAUGACUCCAUACUUGAUAUGUAGCAUCCUUACUUGGUCCUCUCUCAACUUUGUUCAAAUGGUUUUGUUUGGCCCCUUUUAGGGGUCACCAGAGCAAAAAAUAGAAAAACCUUUAAACAACUUGAUCUUAUUAACUGCUUGAUGGAUCUUCAAGUCUGAAGCAUCCUAGCAUGGGCCUCUGUCAGGUCUUUUCAAAUAAUUUUGUUUGGCCCCUUUUAAGGGCCACCAGAGCUAAAAUUAGUAAAAAAAACUUAGCAUUUUCUUCGCAUGAACCCCUUGAUAGAUCUUCAGCAAAUUUGGUUUGAAGUGUCCUUGCAUGGACCUCUCUUAAAUUUGUUCACAUAAUUUUGUUUGGCCCGGUUGCCAUGGCAACCUAAAGGAAAAUGUCAACAAUUGGUUAUAAUCAUCUUCUUCUCCUAAACCGCUUUGACAAUUUUGAUGAAACUUCAUAGGAAUGAUCCUUGGUUGGUGCUUUUUCAAAAUUGUUCAAAGAAAUUAAUUCCAUGUAGAACUCUUGUUGACAUGGCAACCUAAAGGAAAAGUGUCAACAAUUGGUUACAAUCAUCUUCUUCUCCUAAACCGCUUGGACAAUUUUGAUGAAACUUCAUAGGAAUGAUCCUUGGUUGGUGCUUUUUCAAAAUUGUUCAAAAAAAUUAAUUCCAUGCAGAACUCUGGUUGCCAUGGCAACCUGAAGGAAAAUAUAGGCUGUCGUGUCCGUGCUGUGACUUACUCUUAUAUGGACAGAUUUUAAAAUGACUUGCCAUAUGUUUUCGACAUACCAAGACAACGUGUCGUGUGCAAGACCCAUGUCCCUACCUCUAAGGUGAAAGAUACACUAAGUGUUUAUUCACAAUGGAAUGCUGAAUAUGAGGACAUAAAAAGUGUUGGCUGUCAUUUAGUAUGAUUGGUUUUUUUCUAUGCUCAGAGGCAAUUUAAUAUAACUUCCAAUAUGUAUUUGACACAUAAAGGCAAGAUCAACUUUUUAUUUACUUGUUCAUAGAUCAAUGUCACAUUGGGGGGCAUUUGUCACAUACUUUGACAGCUCUUGUUCAAUAUUCUUUGAGAAACAAGCUAUAUUAAUAACAAAGGUUAAACUCUUUUACUCAGGUGAGCGAUUUAGGGCCAUCAUGGCCCUCUUGUUUUUAAAAAGAUUCCUACUCUUUCAUAAAAAACAUUUGGGGUUCCAUAUUUUUAUUAUUUCAUAAUUCUUUUUUUAUAUUAUAUAAAAUUGGGAUUUUUUUUCACCUUUGGCAAAAAUUAGUAUAUGUUUCAGCAUAAGGAAUACCGCUGAAAACAUCAGGCAGAAUUUCAACCCCUAAUAUGUCAGGAAAACAAACUGUGAACAUGAAUAUCAUAAGUCAUCCUACAAAUAAUUGAUAUAUAGGAAUGCCAUACCUACGUGUGAUUGUGUUUCCAUCCCAUGCAGAGGUUCAAGGCUGUAUUUUACAGUUUGCCUAUCGAAACCACGUGGGAAUUAUACAACUAUGAACAUAGCAAAAAAUUGUUUGUGAUAUCUGUUAAAUGUUUGUACAUAUGUUUAAUAACUAUCUUCCCAAUAGGAACCAGCAGGAAGCAACAUUGACCUUCCUGUGUAAAAAUAAAUGGACUGGUUGAACCAUUUUGAUCUUAUAUAAUUUUGUAAUUUUUCUAACAUUUAAAGUGAAAUUUUCAGUUUACGCCUUCUUAUUUUAUCAAAUCUGGUUAAGGUCUUCAAGCAAUUUAUAAUGAGAACGUUAAAACUAUGUACAUCGACUCAGAUGUUUAAGAUAAUUAACAAGAUUUAAGAUGUUCAGAUGAAUUACACAAGGCCAUGCCAAGUACAUUGUAUUUCUAUGUUUAGGAUUAUAAGGCUUGUUGGUAUAUGUAUAUGGUCGGUAUAUUAUGUGCAGACAUACAACAAUAACUUUAAUCCUAUAAUAAAUUGUUUGGAAAUUAAAUAAUAAUGGGGUUUCAUAGUCUUCCUGUUGGCGGUGAAGGCAAAGUGGAUUUUGAAGAGAAAAAAGAAUGCCCUUGUUCAAAAUGGUCAAAUGGAACUUAGUCCACAAGUUGCCAAAGGCAAUACACAUUUGUAUAGCAAGACUGAGAACUCUGGCUGUAAUGACUGCUGAGUUUUGCCCCUUUGUGGACAGUUGAAUUAUAAGAGAAAAAAUGCAUUUACAAAGCUAAUAUAAUCAAGAACCAUUAGAAGCAUUUCACUAACCAUAACACUAUUAAGCAUUAUAACAUUUAGAAACUGCAGGGAUAUCAUAGCUUCUUAUUUUAAACAUUUACAUUGCUGGACUGUUUUUUGAGCCUCUGUUGUAUAUAUCCCAAAGCAGAUCACUUUUCGAGCAUUGACUUGUUUUUCCAUUUACAUUUUUUGCUUACUAGCGGCUAGUUCUUGUACUCAUUAAUAAACUACGGGCAAGGUGCUUAAAAAGUGUGAAGUCAGAGAGUGUUUAUUAGACCAUAUGACAAUUUUUAUGAAGUAGAUAAUCUUUCUCAAUCACUUUGAGGUCACCGUAUCAAUAAAUAUAGCAUAUGUGUUUGUUCUUUAAGCCAAUUGAAAGAGCAAACUAACAGAAAAUCACAUAAUAAAAUUUUUGUUUGAGCCAAAUUUUCUUUUUAUUAUUUUUAUCAGGGUAUACAGACAAAACAGGUCUUGGACGUCCCCCACACAUUCCUGGCAAAUACACUUUACACUAACACAAAUCAUCUCUUGUUUGGCUUUAGCAAAAUAUGUACAAAAAUCACGUUAUUUUAUAAAAGCAAUAGUCCACCUGAACUAUUCUCUCAGAACCAGAUGAGAAUCGAAACAUGAUUUUUCUUCAGCCUUAAUUUUCUAGCCGUUUGUUGCUAAAAACCUACAUGUAUUGUAGAAGAUACCUUAUCACUUUAAAUUUUUAAUAAACAUGUUUAUAUGAAUGUCCGCUAUAAAGCACAUUGGGGGCCAACUUUUAUCACCGUGGACACCACAAAAUGUGAUAACAUUAGGAAAUUCAGUUGCGAGUGUCAGAAAUUGAAUUAAGGUUUUAAUAACAAUUCAAAUAAACCCAGUCCACUUGUAGACUAUGUGUUACAUGUAUAUAACACACUGUAUUUGUUCAUGUAUUAUGUUGCUAGGUCAUGUGUUCAGAAUGUUCAAAUCCGUCCAUAGUUUGUUCUGUUUUUAUGCUUUUGUUUAUGGCAAUAUGUUUAUAAAAAAUUGUAGUUGAUUAAAAUAGGGUACAUGUAACUGCCAGAGAACCUGGUCAUUUACAGGACACAGAGCAUGUAAUGUAUUAAAUAAAAAGAACCACUUUUUUACAUUACCCUUGUUUGUUAAGCAGUAUAGUUGUACACAUGUUUAGAAAAUGAAACAAGUUUAUAGAAUACAUACAAAAGUAUAUCUAGACACCAGACAAUAAAUAUAAGAUAUACCAUUUGCUGUAUUCACAAUCAUUCUUAUCCUUGUCCAUAGAAACACAUCAGUAGUUUGAUUCAGUCAGCCAGUCCAUUGGCCAGUUAUUUUUACAGUUUUAUCAAAACGCUUGGAUUCUAAUCUUAAAAUAAAGUGAACUAUAAGUUGGUUAUGAAUACAGCCCCACAUUGUGAUCAUCAUAGUGUACAGUGUAGAUCCAACUGGCGUCUAUGUGCAUGGCCAUCCUGUCAACGAAUGUACAAAAAUAUUGUAAGGUCAAGAAUUUCAGUUUCAGAUUAUGGUAUUAUCACAAAUGAUAUUGAUUUUUUUGGUCUUACUACUUCAUUAUUAUAAUUUGUUUUGAAAUUUGUAUAAUUUCUACUCGGUUAUAAUUAUCGUACAUUAUGAUUAUUGAUAAAAGGGUCCUUACAUGUAUAUACAAAUCGAGGGCUCGACACUUAAAUGUAAUUACUACCCUAAUUCAUGUGAGAGGUUAUGACACUGUUUCACUGUUUAAGCAUAAUAGUUAGAAUUAGUUUAUUUAAUUGUAUUUAGCUGUUUGUCAUUUGCAUUUUUUGCUCAGUGUUAUUUUUAUGCAACAUUUGUGGAUUGUAUUUGAUAGAUAGAACCUCUAAAGAAUUACAUGUAUUA